Myripristis murdjan (pinecone soldierfish) is the source of this 1764-nucleotide messenger RNA. Its product is annotated as short coiled-coil protein B. NCBI's taxonomy places the organism in Eukaryota, Metazoa, Chordata, Actinopteri, Holocentriformes, Holocentridae. The transcript has 5 exons. The record is from RefSeq and is a predicted model, not a curated record. Gene Ontology annotation, cellular component: trans-Golgi network. The coding region runs from base 178 to 444 and encodes 88 amino acids.
GUCCAGUCUGAUAACCGGACAUAUUGAACAAUAUUGGAGGUUAGCGUGCUGUGCUGAUAGACGACUGACACUGACGUUUUCUGCACUUCGGCGCAGCGUUUAUUCAUUUUUUCCUCGUCUCGAGUGUCCGUCAGAGUCGCAGCCCUGCAUUCCAAAAAGGAACACGAGUACUUCACCAUGAGCUCAGACGAUGGUGACAUGGAGAACCAGGCUGAGCUGGAGGAAAAGACAAGGCUCAUCAACCAGGUGUUGGAGCUUCAGCACACUCUGGAGGACCUGUCUGCACGGGUGGACGCUGUAAAAGAAGAGAACCUGAAGCUGAAGUCGGAGAACCAGGUUCUGGGUCAGUACAUUGAGAACCUCAUGUCUGCCUCCAGUGUCUUCCAGACCACUGACACCAAGAGCAAACGAAAGGUCACUAAGGGUGCUCGCAAGGACAAGUGAGCCACUGCCUUGAGUUCUGCCGUUUCACAGAGAUGGUAUUUGUUCCAAAUGAAAACAUAAGAGGUGUAUGUCAACUGCUAAAUGUACUGUACUAUCAUUGUUGCUCGUUUCAACAGGAGUAACAGGUUCGUCCAUACUCAGUUGACAUACAGCUCCUGGUUUCCCAUGAACAUCUUGCUGCCUAGAUCCAUUUUGUUCCUUUGGAGGAAAAUAGACAGAGAUCAUCCCAAUUUUAAGAUGUGUUUGGGAAACAAGACCUGAUCCAUAGUCUGCAGGCACAGGCAGUCAGUGAUGUAUACAUAGUAGUAGCUUUGCCCAUAGCCAAGGUGGAGACCAGAGGACAGAGUUUUAAGUGCAAUAGUGUUGACCUCAACACAUCAAUUUGGAUAUUCUGCUCCAUUCUGAGUGAAUGGCAGUGUUUGGACAGCCCUAAACUCUGGUUUCCUCUGUGGUGUCUUUAUGUCUUUGGCCUUGUUCCCUCUAUACUCCCUGUGUCUGAUAACAUAGUAGAGUCUUUAUUUUAGCUUCGGGCCCUCUUCACUCUGGUUGUACAACUGAUUGCUUAUGUCUAAGUCAUCCAUAUUCCUUCAGUGGAGUUACUGGUAUUUUUAUGCUGAAUGUACAGGUGUUAAACUGGUAUACUCGGUCUAACACUGGACUUCUGUAACAUCAAAUGUCAGUGUAAUCAGCCUCAAGUACGAUGGGUAUGAUGUUAUUUGUAAUUAUUAGUGUUGCAGUGAAGAGUUUGUGUUCCAUCAUCUACCUUGCUGUUUCACAGGCGUUUCCACCCUGCUAAGAAUAAAAACCUGGACGAAAACACUUAUUUGGUAUCAAAAUGGUCCAAUACAAAGACAAAACCCUUAGCUCUCUAAAACAAGGGGAUACUUGGCCUAGCAUUGCCAGAAUUUGUUUGAGAUCCAUAGCAAUGAAACCAGACUGAAGGUUGAAAGACCCGGCUGGGUUUAAGUCCCAAACCGUGUUCAUCCCUGUUUUCUUAACAUUUCACACCAGUUGUACAACAGAGCUAACAAGACCUACCAGACCCUGAAACUAGUCUUGAGUGAUUGUUGUUCUAGCUUGUCUUGGUGUUGAGAAUGAAGCACAUAUUUGAUGUAGUGAAUGUGCACAGUCUAUGUGAUUUGGCACAAACAGUAUUUGUGUUGUGAACCUGGUAACAUUUCACGCUUCAUGUAACGUUUCAAAUGUAGGCCUACAUAAACUUCACUGUUGACAUAAAAUACACAACAACAUGUUACCAGUCAUUGUUUAUUUGUUUAAACAAAAACAUAAUCAUAAAAUAAUAAAUUACUAUUCUUUGGA